UGCGAGAGAUAUUUGAUAUCGCAGGAGAGAUUCCAGCAGAUUUUCCAGAGGGUGUUUAUAUAAGAAAUGGUAAACCUUCUAUGCUCCUACCGUCUUACCAACUGAGAGAUCACAAAAUGGAUGCAUGGAGCAGAAUCAAAAUGCAUGCAUGCAGGUUCAAACCCUCUCUUUGGAGCCCUCCACUCGUCAAGCUCUAUCUUUGGCAAGUCCCACGACAUUUGGGUCGAAGGAGAAGGCAUGCUCCACGCCGUGUACUUCACCAAGAGCAACAACAACACAUGGUCAAUCAAGUACACCAACCGCUACGUGCAGUCCGAUACAUUUAGGGUUGAGAAAGGACUGAAGAAACCAUGCUUCCUCCCUGCCACUGACGGUGACCCUCUUGCGAUGCUCAUAGCGGGUACCCUUAAUACUCUGAGGUUCGGAAAGGCUUUCAAGAACAUGAGCAACACCAGCGUGUUUGAGCAUGCUGGGAGAGUCUUCUCAGCAGCAGAAAAUGAUAACCCCCAUGAGAUUGACUUGUAUAGUCUUGGCACACUGGGUAGCUGGAAUGUUGAUGGAGGAUGGAAGAUGCCAUUCACUGCCCACCCCAAGGUAAUCCCUGGAACAGGAGAGUUGGUUAUCUUCGGGUUCAACGUGGAUGCGCCUUUUCUAACGGUUGGAGUUGUCUCAGCCGACGGGAAGAAACUACAGCAAAAGGUUGCUCUCGAGUUAGAUAGAUGCACAUAUUGUCACGAAAUAGGAGUCACUACAAUGUACAACAUUAUCUUAGAUGCUCCACUUACAAUCAACAAGGAAAGGAUGCUAAAAGGUGCUCCAUUGAUUGAAUUUGAAAAGGAUAGCUAUGCAAGAAUAGGUGUUAUGCCCCGUUAUGGUGAUGCAAACUCGAUAACAUGGUUUUAUGUACAAUCAUUCUGCACGAUCCAUCUUGUCAACUGCUUUGAAGAAGAUGAUGAGGUCGUUGUGAGAGGAUUUCAUGUGCCAGGUUCUAUCAUUUUGGGGCCAAGGAUAAACUCCAAUCAAGGACUAACCGAGGAAUGUUUUUCUCGCUUGUAUGAGUGGAGACUAAACUUGAAAACAAGGACAGCUAUAGGCAAAUACUUAACUGGAAAAGAGGUUGCCCUGGAAUUCCCAGUAAUCAAUGACAAGUAUGUUGGCUUGCCUCACAAGUAUGCAUAUGCACAAGUGGCAGAUUCUCCGGCAAAUUUGGCAGGUGGUCCAGGAAUAGGUAUUGGUAAACAUACAUCAGUACACUACUUAAUAUAUGGAACUUCUAUUCAAACUUGAGAAAUAGAUAUAAAAUAGGGGUUAUUGUCCAUACAUCAGUCACUUGUCCUAAUUUGCACAGAUACUUGUCACAAAAAACAUGCUAAUUUAGAUGCCAUUCAGCCACAAGGGUAUCAUAUUACCCAUGAUGAUCCAUAAAUCCAACAUGUGAAGACAUAUAUUAGUUGGCCAUGAAAUCUUGGAUGUAAUUCCCAUAUUGUUUCUUUGACACUCCUUCCAUUCCAAAAUGUGGCCUCAUAUGUGAGAAAUAGAAGUAUAUGACCCAAUUAAUUAAAAUAUAUUAAUACAUGGAACACAUAAUAUUUGUUUAUUUUUACACAACUAAAAAAUAGAACAAAUAUAACAGGUGAAUAAGGUAGUCACCCUACACUGAUUUGGCCACAUUAAAAUUUUAAAGUAUUAACAUAGAUAAGUGAAGUGCAUCUGUCUCUCUAGUCAAAAGCAAAUAUUGUCCUAGGAUCAUGGAAGAGAAGUGUUUUGACUCCACCUUUCUGAAUCUUCAAAGUGGGCACACAAAUGGUAUGAGUAGAUUGUCAUGAAAAUAUUUCAUAGCUAUAUUACACACACAUUACACGGACCCAAAUCAACCACAGGAGGUUCAAUUCAUGCCAUACUGACCAUCAUGACAUCUAUUGGCCACUUUUUUCAUGGCCAUGCACACAAUAUGUCAAAUAAGAAAGCUACCAUUAAUGGCUAUAGAUCCAUCUACAAAAAAUGUCAUUUAUUGGUCACAAUGCAAUGUUAUUUAGUCUAAAUGUCCAUCGCAUGCAAAUUUUGUGCAAUAUAGUUUAAUACUAUUCUGAAUCAUGUAGUACGACCAAAAUUCGGAGGUUUUUCAAAAAUUUGUCUUGAUGAGAAAGAGGACGCAACCACCAAGAACAAAGGCAGAGAAGACCUCAUAAAAGUGAAGUAUCAUCACCUUGACAGAAAUCAAUUCUGCUCUGGAGCAACUUUUGUGCCAAAGGUCAAUGGUACAAACGAAGACGAUGGCUGGAUAGUUUCGUUUGUGCAUGAUGAGGGGACAAAUAAAUCUAAAGUGCACAUCAUCAACGCACAAACAUUUGAGUAUGAGCCUAUUGCCAAGAUAACACUGCCGCAAAGAGUGCCAUAUGGUUUUCAUGGAGCAUUUAUAUCAAAAAGUACAUGACAAAGGACAUGAUUUUCCUAUAAGCCAUGCAUCCACCACUUAAUGCAUAAUAUAUUCAUAUAUAAAGUUUACCAUUUAUUAUGACUGUGACUUUAUGGCAACCCUAUGGUUUUCAUAGAAGACUUGUAUCAAAAGGUGCAUAACAAAGUGACAGUUUUACCUAUAAGCAUCUAUAUCAGUAAACUCUGACAGACCCCUCGAUAGAGUGUUGCGACUAGCUGGAAGAAAUAGAGAGGUAACAGAGGAUCGAUUCACAUAGGUUUGGGACCUCAUGGUGGAGGUAAAACCCUAAUCAUGCUGGUAUUAUACUGUGAUGAUGGGGGUGUACAAGGUGCAAGGAUGUAUCGAGCGAUAGAUUGUAAGAUGUUUUGGACUAGUCCUCCCCUUGCUUAUAAAGGGUGUCGGGGGUCUAUGGUUUAUAGGAAUCCUAGCCGACCUAAGCAACAUGGAGAAUCCAUAUGGCAGCCUACCCAUAUGAGCACCUCCGAGAGACUGAGCUGGCACAUCAUCUUGAGAUUGACGAAGUCAUCAUAGAUGCAUUCGUAGUCGACAGGAGUUUCUCCUCCCAUUGAAUACACAUGGCCGGAAGGCCUGAAAUAAAUUCAAAAAAAUGUAAGCACCAGUCUCAAGUUUAGGACUUGAACCCUGGUGGGUUGAGGAUGCCAAUGUCCUCCUAACCAUCUAACCACAGGUCAAGCCAGCACUGUAGAGGAGUGGCGGCAGCGGCGUGACGGUGACUCGUUCUGACGGCAAUAAUGGUCGUUCGGUGGUCUUGAAAUCUCAAUGUAAUAAUUUUUAUUAUGUUUGAGAUGCUUUGUACUUCCAAUGAACUUCU
Molecule: messenger RNA, 3269 nt
Organism: Triticum dicoccoides
Lineage: Eukaryota; Viridiplantae; Streptophyta; Magnoliopsida; Poales; Poaceae
Product: carotenoid 9,10(9',10')-cleavage dioxygenase 1-like
Exons: 9
Coding region: 121-1287 (388 amino acids)
Biological process (GO): carotene catabolic process
Cellular component (GO): chloroplast stroma
Molecular function (GO): carotenoid dioxygenase activity
Source: RefSeq, a predicted model, not a curated record